UCUUCAGUUCAGUUAAAGUUGAAUGACGGAACUGAGAGAGAAAAACCAACUUCCUCAAGGAUGUCGGUGGACGGAGACUCGUUGCUGCAGGAGGUGAAGGAGUGUAUCGAGGCGGCUCAGAACUACAGGAGUGAGUUACAGCAGAGGCUGCAGGGACUGAGUCAGGCUCGCAAACAGGUGAGAGGAAGCUCCACCCACACACGUGAGGUCCUCAGACGUCAUUUCCAGGAGCUGCAGACGACGCUGAGCCGCCUGCUGAACGAGAGACUGAACGCGCUGCUACAGGAAGUGGACGCCAUCGAACAGGAAAGCAUCAGCCCCCUCGACGACUGUCAGAAGCUCAUCGAACAUGGAGUCAAGAUGGCCGACGAGCUCCUGCGUGAGGGUGAAGCAGCGAUCCGGUGUGGUAUCAGUGACCAGCAGGACAAACUGUGCAGCUUCGCCAAAAAAGCUCUUCACAUCCAACUGGACAGUCUACCCGAGGUACCGGCGCUGGUGGACGUGCCGUGUGUGUCGGCGCAGCUGGAUGAUUCGCUGGUGUGUGUGAUGCAGGACAGGGUUGGUCGUCAUGGUAGCGUGUCGUCUCACCCCCCCGUACAGAUAGAUGAACUAAUCGAGAGAGCCGGGGGGGUACUGGUGCGCUGGAGCAAGGUGGACGAGGACUUCUCUCCUCAGGAGUACAGGCUGCAGUACAGGCGCAGUAGCUCCACCCACUACGAGGACGGCUAUAUAGGAAGUGAGUGCGAGUACCUGCUGCUGCACCUGGACCCUCACACGGACUACAUGUUCCAGGUGUGUGCACGGGGCGAGGGGCGCAGCGAGUGGAGCCCGUGGAGCGUCCCAGUGACCGGAUACACCACGCUCACGCCGCACGAGUGGCGCUCAGGUGUGGACGGGUACAUCCUGGGCAGCAGGAAGAACGUGGCCCUGCGCAGCGACUCUUCAUCAUCAGGAUGUGGAUCUGUGCUUUACUCCGCCUCGCCCACCUACUUCUGCGGCCAGACGCUCACGUACAAGAUUACAGGAGCUGGACCGGUAGAUAAGAAGGACAGUGUUGGAGUGUGUGUGGACACACACGGUGAAUCUGAGACUCUCCAGAGAGAUCAGGCCGUCUGCAUCUCCACCAACGGUGCCGUGUUCGUUAACGGCAAAGAAAUGACCAAUCAGCUGCCAGCCGUCAGCGUGGGAUCCACCAUCACUUUCGACAUGGAGGUCGUCCACAUCUUCCCCUCCAACAACAACAACAACCCCAGCGACGCCGCCGGCCUCAAACUGAGAGUCACCAUUGGCUCGGGGAACAGGGAGGUGGUUUUUGAUUGGCUGCUGGAUCAGGUGGUGGACUGCCUGUACUUCGGCUGCUCCUUCUCCAACCCCGGCUGGAAGGUUCUGGUGUACUGACGCCGCCGGGCCGGUCUUGGUGUCCGAGCCGUUUACAGCGUUCAGAUCAGCGCUCUCGUUUAGCAUGUAGCGACAUGCUAACACUGAGGCUCUGAAGGGGAUUUUUUACACGUUUAGGUCACGGAUGGGUCGGUAGUUACGUGGAUCAUGUGACUCCUGCGGUUUGAGCGCUUCUCUUUACCUCCAGCAGCUUCCAGUCUAACCAGUGUUUAUUAGAUAGAUUUUUGUAUUCACCAGUACCUUACAACAGUCAGUAGUUGUAUACCCACAAAGUGCUUAUAUAUGGUAGUUGUAGGUCAUAAAAUGGUCAAAAACCAUGCACUUAAUGGCCAAAAGUAUUUGGACACCUGGGCAUGAGCUUGUUGGGGCCUCUUCUUCAUUUUCUGAGAAGCUUAUUACAAGACUUUUAAGUGUGUCUGUGGGGAUUUGUGCCCAUUCAGUAGCAUUUGUACGGCUGGGCAUUGACUGAGCAGUCGAUGUUCCGGUUCAUCCCAGAGCUGUUAAGUGGGGCUGAGGUCAGGGCUCUGUGCAGGAUGCUGGAGUUUCUUUAUAGAGCUCGCUCAUGCUGGAACAGAGGAGGACCUUCCCUAAACUGUUACUGCAAAGCUAGAAACAUAUCAUUUCCUUAUUGUUAACCGCUGUUGCUGAUUGGCUAAACACAAAAUUGCAAUUGUUCUGGCUGAAACACAUUAGAAGGGGCGUCCUGAUACUUUUAGCUCUACUAAAACUUGGAACCUGACAGUAGUGGGGCUUAAACCAGCAACCUUCUGAUUACUAGUUCUGUAUCUUAACCGCUGAGCGACCACUGGUUCAAGCUGCACCACUGCCACUGUUGGGCCCCUGAGUGAGGCCCUUAAAUCUUAAUUGCUUGGCCGUAUUUACAUUUCAUCACAACUGUAGGUCACCUUGGAUAAAAGCCCCCUGGUUAUAGGGCCACGCCCUACAGCGCACUAGCUAACUACAGUGGCAGCGUUCACAGAUCACAAUGACACACACACACACCUACACACAAACACACACACGCACACACACCCCUACCCAUAAACACACACACCUAUACACACAUCCACACCCACACACACACACACCUAUACACACCUAUACACACAUCCACACCCACACACACACACACACAGUAUUUAAGGACUCUGAUGUGUGAGAGGUUCUGAUAAAUAUAAUUUCUGUAUUAAAGGUACGUGUGUGUUUUUUUACUCUGAUGCUUCAGUGAAUUUUUGUACCUCGUUCAUGUUUGUGCUUCUGUAAACAUCUGUCUGAAUCCAGCUGUUCAUCACGUGAUGAAUAAAGUAGUUUGAUGUGUUAA
This is a messenger RNA of Trichomycterus rosablanca, 2719 nucleotides long. RefSeq names its product cytokine receptor-like factor 3 (gene crlf3). The transcript is spliced from 9 exons. The record is from RefSeq and is a predicted model, not a curated record. Gene Ontology annotation, molecular function: cytokine receptor activity; cytokine binding. Lineage: Eukaryota; Metazoa; Chordata; Actinopteri; Siluriformes; Trichomycteridae. Gene Ontology annotation, cellular component: signaling receptor complex; external side of plasma membrane. The coding region runs from base 61 to 1398 and encodes 445 amino acids. Gene Ontology annotation, biological process: cytokine-mediated signaling pathway.